AAUCCCUUUCUCCAAAUCCUAUCGUCUUUUAUACACAUUUCCUCUCCACCCUUCUCGACUCCUCCAUCUUUCCCUUCUCUCCUUUCCUUUCCCGACUCCAAUCCCAACAUUAAUUUCUUUCCAUCUUUAACCCCAACAAACCGAAACCCAGAUCGAGAACCGAUGCAAACCUAUGGCCUGACCAUCCCGGGAGCCGAUUCCCGCCUCUACAUCACCCCCAUCUCCGCCGCCCGACCCGCACCCGACCCGAAACCCAGUUCUCUCCCUGUGUUCUCGUCCCGGACCCGGUUCGGCUCCAUUAAGGCCAAGGCGGCCACGAUGAACGGUGCGGUGACGGCGGAGGAGAAGGAGCUGUCGUUUUACGAGCUGCUGGGGAUACCCGAGUCCGGAUCGAUAAAGGAGAUAAAGCAGGCGUAUAAACAGCUGGCGAGGAAGUACCACCCUGACGUGUCGCCGCCGGGUCGGGUCGAGGAGUAUACCGAGAAGUUUAUUCGGGUUCAGGAGGCGUAUGAGACUUUGUCGGACUCGAGGAGGAGGGCUCUGUACGAUCAGGACAUGGCUAGGGGUCUUCACCUUGCUUUCUCUGCAAGGAGAUAUCAAUAUGAUGAGGGCAUGGAAGUAAAAGGUGACUGGAAGAAUCGCUGGCAAAGCCAGCUGUCUGAGCUGAAGAGAAGAAGCUCAUACAAGGAUGAUCGACAAAACAUGUCAUGGGGAGCUAGAAUGCGCAGGCAAAGAGAGGGACUGGCUGAUGAAGUAUGAAUAGGUUAUCUAUUUAUCUAGGGAUCAAAUGUAUAUAAUGUUAUAUGAACAUACCUUGCUUCUUAGUUAUGGUUGGUCUUAAAGAGGAAACUGAAUCUGCAAUCUAGUUACAAUUGCCACUACCAAGUAAAGAAAGUGCUAAUAAUAUGCUCAACCAGACGGGUGUUCGAAUAGAAAAUUGUAAAGUUGCGUUUCUGCUCUUGACAACCAUAACUAUGGGCAAGGGAUGUAGUGUACAUAAAGUUUUGUUAGAUACUUGGUUAAUUUCCACUUAGUCAUAACCCAUUUUCUCUUUGUUACUCGUGCAAACGUUGUUGCAAUUUGACUCGGUCUUUACACAAGCUUAUGGUCUAGAAGCAUAAUCGAUCAGAAGCGAGAAUUAUUGUUCUAGCUGGGUUCAAGUUGCUUACAAAUUUGUGGUAAAUAUUAGUGAAGGUUCUGUUCUGAAAUGCUGGAGG
Fragaria vesca subsp. vesca is the source of this 1217-nucleotide messenger RNA. Its product is annotated as chaperone protein dnaJ 20, chloroplastic-like. Gene Ontology annotation, cellular component: chloroplast. Bases 163 to 759 code for a protein of 198 amino acids. Lineage: Eukaryota; Viridiplantae; Streptophyta; Magnoliopsida; Rosales; Rosaceae. The record is from RefSeq and is a predicted model, not a curated record. The transcript has 2 exons.